This is a messenger RNA of Trichobilharzia szidati, 1322 nucleotides long. NCBI's taxonomy places the organism in Eukaryota, Metazoa, Platyhelminthes, Trematoda, Strigeidida, Schistosomatidae. The record is from the annotation of a GenBank genome assembly.
CCGAGGGAAUUCUGAAUGUCAAGGCUAAAUAUGCUGCCUUGUGCGAUUACUUCACAAACGUAGAAUACAUCAAAUGACCAAAAGUUACGUUCUGCAUACUCCUACUUCCAAGUUUUGUGCUUGUAAUUCUCUUUAGUUUCUGUAUUUUUUUUUCUCUUGUGAUUUUGAAGUCAAAAUUAUUUAACUUACUGUCAUUAAUUAGCUAAUCAUCACGUAAACUUCGCGAUUUUAUUUAAACUAUGUUUAUUUCAAAAUUGGCAAACAGAGGAAUGGAACUAUCAAAAGUUAUUCAACUACUGGAUAUGUAUUGUUUGCCUCAUUUAGCUGAGAAAUGGGAUAAUGUUGGCCUCUUAGUAGAGCCAUCUCCUCCACAUUAUGUCAACAAGAUUUUACUUACCAAUGAUUUAACAGAACAAGUAAUUGAUGAAGCUAUCGCUGAAAAAACUGGUCUUAUCGUAUCAUAUCAUCCGCCUAUAUUUUCACCUCUCAAGAGACUUACACAACAACAUUGGAAACAGCGUAUAGUUGUACGUUGUUUAGAAAAUCGGAUCGCUGUUUUCUCACCACACACUGGUCUUGAUGCAAAAGUUGGAGGAAUUAAUGAUUGGCUUUUGGAACCAUUGGCUGUGAAGAGUAAAGCAAAUCUAUCUCGAUCAUCUGCAGUCAGUCAAACUUUGUCUCAGUUGACUGUAGUGAUGGGUGAAAAUUUCACAGAAUUUGUUUUAUCUACAGGAGUAAAUGUGUGCACAACCAAUAUACAAAGUGAUGUUGGUGUUACAUCAGCUGUUGUUACUUGUCCGGAGUCCGAACUAAAACGUACAAUGGAUGUCAUGGAGGAGCUUAAGAUUCCACUGGUCAGUAUACACACAAUUCAAAAGACAGAUGGGGAAGGAUGUGGACGAUUGGUUACACUACAGUUUCCAGUUCACAUGAGAGCAGUGAUUGCUGCUUACAAAAAAUUUCUAAACGUGGAGCAUUUAACUGUAGCUCUAGGAAGAGAUAAAACCCUUGAUCAUCCUAUUCAAGCAGUUGCAGUAUGCGCUGGAUCCGGUGGAUCACUUCUUUGUCAAACACCGCUUGCUUUAACUGCUGAUCUAUUCAUCACAGGGGAAUUAUCACAUCAUGAUCGCCUUGAAGCAGUUUCUCGUGGUAUCUCUGUUAUAUUGGCUGGACAUUCAGUAACAGAGCGGGGAUUUUUCAAGGAUAGAUUUAUUCCUGACUUUCGACAAUUGUUAGCCACAAUUCCUAGUUCUGGUCCCGAUUCUCCCCAGUUGGAAUUGUUAAUAUCUGAUGUAGACCAUGAACCGGGUUGUGUAGUUUAA